Myxocyprinus asiaticus (Chinese sucker) is the source of this 2010-nucleotide messenger RNA. Its product is annotated as multivesicular body subunit 12B-like. The record is from RefSeq and is a predicted model, not a curated record. The coding region runs from base 80 to 901 and encodes 273 amino acids. Gene Ontology annotation, biological process: viral budding; virus maturation; regulation of epidermal growth factor receptor signaling pathway. Gene Ontology annotation, cellular component: ESCRT I complex; late endosome. NCBI's taxonomy places the organism in Eukaryota, Metazoa, Chordata, Actinopteri, Cypriniformes, Catostomidae. The transcript is spliced from 10 exons.
GUGGAAAGUACAUUGCAAGGCUGAGGAAGAAACCCCAGUGUUUUCACGCACCUGCAGUACUUUGGUUCCCUCAGUAAGGAUGCCAGAUCUUCAGGAUAUCUACGAUGCUUUAUCAGAGCUGCAGCCUGAAGCCAUCUCUGAUAUUGGUUUGCUGGCAUCCAAGAAAGAACCUCCAGUAGACUACAAUGUUGUUGCACAAACAACAGAUGGCUUUGACGCCAACCUGUGGAAGGACAGCAUAUUCAAAUCCAAGGUCACACGGUAUCUCUGCUUCACCCGAGCCUCCUCCAACAAAAAUAAGCAACUAUGCAAUGUAGCAGUGGAUAUGAAGUUGAUUGACUUGAAGGGCUGUUUGCCAGAGGGCUUCACUCCAAUCCAAGACACCAUGGAUACCCAGGAGCAGGCUUUGAGGAAGGAGAGACUGUGUGUGAAGUUGGUCCCCAGACACAGCGCUGAAACAGCUAUAUGUGAUAUUGUUAUACAGGGGAAAUCUAAGCAGAGCCUUGCUAAUUACACCUUUAUAGGAGAGCUGAAUAGCAUGGGGAUUUGGUACCAGCUGGGAAAGGUCAUAAAGUCACAGGAAACAGCUCACAAAACUCUCUCUGUCUCUACAACCACUUCUUAUGUUGCCAGGCAAAUCCCUGAUUCUGUGGCCUCCAGUCCUAAAAAGAGCUUCGUCCGGCCAGAUUAUGAACACCAAAUCUAUAACCUGUACACCAAAUCAGCUAUGGAUGAUAUACCCUUUAUGAUAUCUAAAAAAUCUAUCUCCACAAACAGAGAUGAUAUGCAUCCAGUCAAUUUAAUGGGAAUUACCAUCAAAUCACCACGAGAGAUUGAUGAGGAAUACAACUAUUCUUUCAACACUGAACACAGUGCUGCAGCCUUCUCAUGGACCCAGUGACUUUGGAAAUAGAGAACAAAAAUUCACCCACAACACUGAUUUAAACAAUCAAACUAUGUAGUUAACCACUAUUUUGUCACCUAACCAACUAUCAGAAGUAUUUAUGCAUAUUUAAAGUCAACAUGAAAUGAAAAUUGACCCCAUUUGCUUCCUUAAUACACAUUCCUGGUCUUAUUGUGAGCGUUCAUCCUUGCGCAUUAUUUAAAAGAAACAAAAAAAGUGUUUAUAAAAUAUAGAACUUGCUUUACAACUGAAAUUACAUCACCAAGCCCUUUAAUGUUUAAACCCCUCCCCUGUCCACCCAACAAUCUCCCAGCCUCACAUCACAUAGUGACAAUUUUUCACAAUCUAAUCAAUUCCCAAUUAAUAAAAUCAAGUCCUGUCCUACUUUUUUAUUAUUAUUAUUAUUAUUAUUAUUAUUGAAUAUACUUUUCACUCAGAAACACAUAGGUAUAAUGGGUUGAAAAUCACAUUUCAUCUUCACUUUAAGCUUUCAGAAUCUAAAAUUUGUGAGAACAUCCUCUUGUCAACUAGAAAAAGAAAGUUCUGUUUUGAUACAGGGGUAUUUCUGGUAGUCCUGUGUUCUAAACUUAACCUAAUUUAAAAGUACUUAAAGGGAUAGUUCACUCAAAAAUGAAAAUGCUCUCAUCAUUUACUCACCCAUGUGCACAUGCCAUCCCAGAUGUGUAUGACUUUCUUUCUUCUGCUGAACACAAAUAAAGAUUUUUAGAAGAAUAUUUCAGCUCUGUAUGUUCAUACAAUGCAAAUGAAUAGUGCUCAAGGCUUUGAAGCUCAAGAAGUGUAAGCUGAUCAUUAUUCACUUGCAUUGUGAGGAACUACAGAGCUGAAAUAUUAUUCUAAAAAUAAUUAUUUUAUUUUUAAAAGUACUUUUUUUAUGGACACCAACAAAAUGCUAUAUGAUUCUGUUUGUUAAGAAAAAAUUACGUUUGUGCAUUAUUAUAUUAUACUGUAAUGAGUACGUUUUCUUAUUUGAGGACAUAUUUUGCACUAAUACACACUCAGUGAGACAGAAUAUGGUCUAUGUGUACUAUGUCUACAUACCUGUACAUGUGUUUUCAGUGUCUCAGUAAAACCAUUCCUGAAGUCCA